Molecule: messenger RNA, 1640 nt
Organism: Ylistrum balloti
Lineage: Eukaryota; Metazoa; Mollusca; Bivalvia; Pectinida; Pectinidae
Exons: 6
Coding region: 71-1531 (486 amino acids)
Molecular function (GO): protein binding
Source: RefSeq, a predicted model, not a curated record
CUUGGCGGUGGUACAGUAAGGUAAACAGCUAUUUCCUGUACAGUCUACCUGGAUUGAAAGAAAUAGUGAAAUGGAGUAUCUUUUCGACCAGAAUCAGGAGGAAGACUGGCCGGAAUUUUUCAUGAGGUACAAAGACAAGUUUCCUCUCUUAGUGUAUAUUGUUGGUGGAAACUAUGGCGAGACGACGUUUGAUGAUUUCUGCAGUGAUCAAAUUUAUCGAGUUGAGACAUAUUCCGAGCAAAGGCGUAUAGUAGCCAAAGCGUCAAAGGUGUACGACAGAUUGGUAGACAUCUAUCUCUCUAUCCCGAUCACCACUAAACACAAGUUCUGUGUUUUAAAGGGACAUAAAGAAAAAGCUGAACCACCCACAACCCUUGAAGAAAUUGUUAGGGAGCGCCCAUUUCCCAUUUCAGUGAAAUUUGCUCCUGAUGUAACGGAAAUCUAUGUUGGAAAUAGCCGUGAAGACGUAUCGUCCUACGCCACGAUAUUGUUGACAAGAGAAUACACAGAGAACUUUAUUCUCGGCAACUGUGUAUUGAAUGGCACAAUAUGCAAAGGCGUUUCGAUAUCGGCUAUAAGUCGUCUGAUUUCUGUGGCACCUGUAAACGGCAUUAAAGGGAAAUCAGCUGACUUCUUCCGGAAGCAACUUAACAACAUGCAAACAGCCUUGAGUAACGUCAGAUAUGAUCGCACCGUUGGGAAUCCAAGCAUAACAAAAAUAACUUCUGAAGGUACCGGGACCGGAAAUAUUCUUCCAAACAUUGAUCCGCCUUUACUUCCAGUGGAAGAACCCACCAAAAAGACAACCGAAAACUCUGAAGAUUAUGAUGACGGUAUGUAUGAGAUCCCUCCUGACGUAGGGCCUCCAUUACCACCACGGAAAAAGGAUUUACCACCAUCAUCGUCUUCUGAAUCAGCGAAUGUUCCAUUACGCACAAAGAAAUUUUACGAAAAUGCGGCGAUAGUAAAUCCCCUUCAACAUGUAAAACAGAAUACAAAAGGAGCCACACAAAAUGCUAAAUCGACAUCAACGAAAUCUGUAGAAAAUUCGCAUACUGUUCUUUUGAACCCAGGAACGUUAAAACCACAGUCAGAAAUGACAAGUUCCAAGUCAGAAGGUGGACCUGUGCAGGAUCCCAACUGCCCUUCAGCAAACCGUAGCGGUCUGUUAAGCGAAGGCAUUUACAUACAAAUGAAAGAAGGCGAUUUAUACGAAGAAUUGAGUCCGAUGCCACUGGAUGCGGAGGCGACAUAUCGACAGACUGGUGAUAACAAUGCGGCUACUACAACACCUUCAGCGAGGGCAACUAGUAGCGGGCAAACACAUUUGCUUAAUUUAUCUGUAGAGGAAAUCGGAGCUUGUUUGAAAAACUUGAAUCUUGAACAAUACGUUAAACAGUUUUCUAAUGACAUGAUUGAUGGUGUUAUCUUGAGCGAGCUGGAAAAGGAAGACUUAAAGGAAUAUGGAUUCACAAAAGUUGAACUAGUAAGACUUUGGAAGUUUAUAACCGACGGUUAUAUUCCUAGGUAAAGUUACUUUCGCUCUACACUUGCUUUUUUGAAGUUAAACGUUACUUAUACGUUUAAUCAAACUUUCUGAUGACAUAUAAAUAAAUGUAUGUUUUCUAAAUGUACAUGUU